This is a messenger RNA of Dunckerocampus dactyliophorus (ringed pipefish), 3277 nucleotides long. It is a transcript of the gene gfod1, whose product is annotated as glucose-fructose oxidoreductase domain containing 1. Lineage: Eukaryota; Metazoa; Chordata; Actinopteri; Syngnathiformes; Syngnathidae. The coding region runs from base 1567 to 2754 and encodes 395 amino acids. The record is from RefSeq and is a predicted model, not a curated record. The transcript has 3 exons. Gene Ontology annotation, molecular function: nucleotide binding.
UAUACAUAUAUAUAAUGUAUUAUAUAUAUAUAUAUGUGUAUAUAUAUAUAUAUAUAUAUACAUUUUUUCUACAUGCUUAACAUUUAUGUUAUUUUUUAUAUUAUAAAUAUCUGUCAUUUUCUGCUUAUUUCGGUCAACAUAAAUUAAUACAAAUAAUAAACAUGAAUUAGUCAAUUACAGGAUUAAUCUGCCACCUUCGUGAACUUGUAAACUGUAAAGCACUUUUUCAAGUAACAUUUUCAACAGUCCUGCACGUGUAAAGGGGGAUUAACUGCUUUUAAAAGUAAAGAAACGUUGUAAUCCGCUUUAACAUCAGGGCUCGCAAUGUAAAAAGUGUGUUUUAUGCUGCUUGCGCAAUGCUGCUCACCGGUACGCUUCAUGUCCUUUUACAGCAUAAAGCCACUUUAGGGCCCUCUAGUGGCAAAAGUGCGCCAAGCAUUGGGGCAGAUGAUACUGCAAAUUUUGGUAUCGAACGAUAUGUGGUAAAUAAAGAACCACGAGUAGUUUUUAGGCCAACAAAAAUCUUUUUAGCGAAUUUAUUUGCGAAUCUAACAAUAUAUAUAUAUUUUUAAAAACACAUUUAAUUAAAACAUAAUUUUUUUUUUUUACAAAAAUAUAUUCAGUAUCACCUAUUGGUGAAUAUAAUCUGGAGAACGACAAAAAAAUAUCGGUUUCAUUAAGGUAGUACCAACCCGAUACUGAUCCACCCUUAGUAGAACUGUUUUAAUCGAUCCACCCACGUAUAGUACUGUAAUUGUUGCUUUGAUCAUUAUUGAUAGAUAGCUACGUGAAAAUAAAGUCGUUUAUGAUGUAAAAUAUAGGAUAUAGUGCAUAUAAAGUCAGUCACAUACAUGAUACCCGGAAGCUGAAGGGUUAAACGCGAGAAGGGAGGGGGCCGGGAAUAGAGACAAAUAUCCAACAUGCAUAACUGUAAAGCACCGUCUUUGGCCUUAAAAUAAAAGCUUUUACAACAACAGCAACGUGUAUAAUCAUACCUUUUUUCUCCCCAACAACAAGUUAUACUCAUAAUGAUGAUACGAACACAGUCUAAUUCAUAUGGGCUAAAUAUUCUGGGCAAGCUAAUGUACGUUACCAUGGGGAUUGGCGAUUGGGGGAUUUUAAUGUGAAAAGCCAGCGCCAGUGUGUUCCGGUAAAUGAUAGCGACAUUGAUAAGAAUUGAAAGCCGCAGCAUCGUUUGUGUCGCUGCAGGAGCUUUGAAGCGGAACAAUUUUGACUGUGUUACAAAUACAGCAUACGUGAUUACUUUUUUUUACAUUUCCGUUUCGGUCUUUUUGAAGGGAAUUUGUGUUUUUUGAGGACUCAGAAGCCGUACAGGAGGUGUCAAGGUGGUGCAGUCAGCACCGAAAGACCGCAAUGGUGCGUUGCUAUUCUGCUUUUUGACACCGGGGGAUGACGUACGAGUCGGGGUUCUGCUCAGGUGGAUUAAACGGCUGAUUUUCGGGGGCAAUGCAGCUCGGCGCGUGCUUGGCUGCAGGUGCAUGGCCAACCUGACGUCACAGUCUGUGUGAAACCGCGCUUGCAGAACCGCCACCGCGCACUGAAAGCAUGCUUCCAGGAGUCGGUGUGUUCGGAACCAGCCUGACCGCCAGAGUCAUCAUCCCCCUGCUGAAGAAGGAGGGCUUCGCCGUCAAGGCGCUGUGGGGCCGCACGCAGGAGGAAGCGGAGGAGCUCGCCAAGGAGAUGAACGUCCCGUUUUACACCAACCGCAUCGACGACGUGCUGCUGCACCAGGAUGUGGAUCUGGUGUGCAUCAACCUUCCUCCGCCUCUGACGCGGCAGAUCGCCGUGAAAACCCUGGGUAUCGGAAAGAACGUGAUCUGUGACCGGACAGCCACUCCGCUGGAUGCCUUCCGCAUGAUGUCUGCAGCCCAGUACUACCCCAAGCUGCUGAGCAUUAUGGGAAAUGUCUUGCGCUUCUUGCCGGCCUUUGUUCGCAUGAAGGAGCUGCUGGAGGAAGGUUACGUCGGGGAGCUUCUGGUUUGUGAGGCACAGGUCCACAGUGGCAGUCUGCUGGGCAAGAAAUACAACUGGAGCUGUGAUGACCUCAUGGGAGGCGGCGGCCUGCACUCUGUGGGUAGUUACAUCAUCGACCUGCUCACCUUCCUGACGGGCCAACGUGCGUCAAAGGUCCACGGCUUCCUCAAGACCUUCGUCAAACAGACGGACCACAUCCGAGGCAUCCGGCAGAUCACCAGCGACGACUUCUGCACCUUCCAGAUGGUGCUGGAAGGAGGCGCCUGCUGCACGGUCACGCUCAACUUCAACGUCCCCGGAGAGUUUAGGCAAGAAGUGAUCGUCGUGGGCACCGUCGGGAGGUUAACAGUCACGGGGGCCGACUUGUACGGACAGAAGAACAACGCAGGCGGGCGGAGCGGGGGAGGUCCUGAGCUCCUCCUGAAGGACACAACACCUCUUGAGAAGGCGUCCUUGCCAGAGAAAGCCUUCAGUGACAUCCCUUCUCCGUACCUCACUGGAAUGAUCCGAAUGAUCCAGGCUGUGAGGCUGGCCUUUCAGGACCAGGAUGAUCGGCGGACGUGGGACGGCAGGCCUCUGACCAUGGCCGCCACGUUCGAGGAUUGUCUUUACGCUCUUUGCGUGGUGGAUACCAUCAAGAAAUCCAACCAGUGUGGAGAGUGGCAGAGCAUUGUGGUUAUGACGGAAGAACCAGAGGUCAGCCCGGCUUAUUUGAUCAGCGAGGCCAUGCGGCGGAGUCGGAUGUCACUCUACUGUUAGUAUCUUGCUGCUUGCCUUCAAUGCUGGGGGCAAAGGAUUCAUCGGAACCCUCUUAAUUACACCCACCAGUAUGUUUGGUGCUGUCAAACGUGUAUUGUUGCUGUUACGGACUGGAUCAUCUCUCAAUACUACGAAAACUAACAUCAGAAGCAAUCGCACCUUUUUUUUAUCAACACGCCUUUUCCCGUCUGAAAGCUUGCAUCAUCUGGAUCAAAGACGAACUUCUGUCUCUCUCUCGUACUGUACAUGACUCUUCUACCCACAUUGGUGGGUGUCCCCAGGGGUGUCCAAACUGCAGUUUUUAUUGGCCCUUGGCACAUUCUAAAAAUACAAUUAGACAAGAAAACUUCAAAAAAACGGGAAUUUAUGAGAAUAAAUUCAUAUUUAUAAGCAACAAAGUUGUAAUCUGACGAGAACAAAAAGUCGUAAUUUUUACAAGGAUAACGUGGUAACAUAAUAAGGGGAGAAAAAUCAUUUUUAAAGCAUGAAGUUAAAAUAUUAACAAAAACAUGCUUUUUUUUUU